AUGAUAAAUCGAAGUAUUAGUAAUAUACAUGGUGUUGUGAUUAUUUGGCAGUUAUACUUAUUUGUCAUGAAGAUGAUGCACAAUUUAUUUAAUGUUACGGAUCCCAAAGACUCGAUUGGACUUUGUAAUGGUCAAAGAUUAGACGCAGAUCGAGCUCUUAAUUCACGAAUUGUGAUGGCGUUUCAACUCGAAGUUGGACCUCUUGAUGCGGAGACUAAGAAAUUAGCUGAAGUUGAACUUAGAGAAACCCCAGAAAAUGUCAAAAAUGGCAUUGAAACACUUCGUAAACUUCUUGAAGAAAGCAAAACCUUGUAUUAUAGAACAGAUGAUGAAUUCUUAUUGAUAUUUCUUCGACCUUGCAAAUUUUAUCCAGAAAGUGCGUAUGCUUUGAUGCAAAGAAUUGCCGAUUUUAAGGUCAAAAAUGCAGCUCUCCUCGAUAAUUUAAUGCCGGAUGAUGAGAAAACUGCGAUUUUUGAGAAUAACGUUGUAAAUGUACUAAAAGAUCGGGACCAUAAACGAAGACGUGUCCUUAUAGUGAACGCCGGAAAAUCAUGGGAUCCAUCGAAAGUGACAGCUGACCAAAUGUUUAGAAUAUUUUAUUUAAUACAUGAAGCCGCGAUGUUAGAACCGGAAUCACAGGUACGAGGUGUUGUCGUUAUAAUGGAUUUCGAUGGAUUGUCAAUGAAACAAGUUAUGGGGUUAUCACCAUCAUUUAGUAUGAGACUACUAUCAUUUAUUCAAGAUGCUUUGCCCCUUCGUUUGAAAGAAGUACAUUUCGUAAAGCAACCCUUCCUCUUCAACAUUGUAUGGAAUAUGUUCAAGCCUUUCACCAGAGAAAAACUUAGAAAACGAAUGUUUUUCCAUGGAUCGAAAAUGAACUCUCUACACGCAUAUUUAGCUCCGAGUCAUCUUCCCAUGGAUUAUGGAGGCGAAUUACCAGAAAUUAAUUACACUGCCGCUGAUUGGUAUCCAACUAUUUUAUCAUGCAACGAUUCCAUAAGAGCGUGGAAUACAUAUGAAGCAACUUUGGAAAAAGUUACCAAAUCAGAACCUUUGAAAAUUGGCGAUGUAGUUUUUCAAUUGGAACCACAUCCUCUUGAUAGGAAAAUGAUUGAAAAAGCGCGAACCGAAUUAAAUGAAACAGCUGAAGUCGUUACCAAGGCCCUUGAAGAAAUAAGAGACUUGUUAAAAGGAGAACCUGAACUUUAUGUUCCUGAUGAUGAUUAUUUUUUUGCAAAAUUUUUGCGACCAUGUAAAUGGAGUGCGAAACCUGCAUUUGAACUGAUGAAACGCUUCUACCGCUAUCGAGCAACGCACCCUCGUUAUUGUGAUAAUCUAACGCCGAUUGUUGAUCGUCAAAUAUUUAUAUCAGGAGUGAUAACACCUCUUCCAUUACGUACCAAUGAUGGCUGUCGAUUAGUUUUAAUAGAAGGUGGUUCUAAAUGGAAGCCCAAGGAAGUUUCAUUAGAUCAAAUUUUUCGAGGAGUCAUGCUGCUGCUUGAUGCCGCUAUUGUUGAGCCUGCAACUCAGGUCAAUGGAGUUCAUGUUAUUUUAGACAUGGCCGGAUUAUCUUUAACCCACGUAACUUACUUUACGCCAAGUUUUGCCAGUGCAGUCCUUGAGUGGGUUCAAAAAUGUCUUCCUGUUCGAUUAAAAGGUGUACACAUAGUUAAUCAACCUUUCAUUUUCAACAUGGUUUUUGCUGUUUUCAAGCCUUUCUUAAUGGAAAAGUUACGCAAAAGAAUUCAUUUCCACGGUACGGACAAGGCAUCAUUGACAAAACUAAUUGAUCGAAAAGCUGUGCCUACGAGAUAUGGUGGAGACUUAGAAUUACCGACGGAAUCAAUCGGUCAUGCUCUUUGGGAAUAUUUUUGUAAUUUUAGAGAAGAAUUUGAAGAGGCAGCUAAGCUUGGUUAUCGCAAGAAAAAAACGGUGGAAUGUCAUAAAAGAUUUUAUCAAUUUGGACCAAGAUCUCCUAUUAGAUCUGGUGAAAUUUUGUUUUCACUCUGGGUAUUUCCUGUUUCAAAGGAAUUAUUAUAUACAGAAAGAAGGAUGCGGGAUGGGUAG
Molecule: messenger RNA, 2067 nt
Organism: Cotesia congregata
Lineage: Eukaryota; Metazoa; Arthropoda; Insecta; Hymenoptera; Braconidae
Source: the annotation of a GenBank genome assembly